AUGGGCAUGCCCAACUCUAUUCUUUAUAAAGCACUAGUAGCAUUGUUUUCCAUUUCAGAAUCUUCAUCCGAAACAAUUGAAGAUGCAUUGUGUAAGUGGAUGGAUGUAGGAGAUCUACUUGUUCGAGAAAUCACUGAACGACCAUUGUAUAUGGAACGAACACGACAAGCUUUGGAUGCGAUCAAAGAGUGCUUGAAAGAUAUGAAAGGAGUAUCAAACGAUGACAAGGUGUAUAUGAUGUGUGGGUUUGUAGUUGAUCCAGUGUUGAUCAUCAACUCUUUUGGUUGGCGCAGAUUAGUUUCUCAAGAAGUUAAUGCCUUGGUUGUUACAUGGCGUGCCAUUGGACUGUAUCUUGAGAUCAAAGACAUGCCAUUGACAAUGGCUGCCAUGAUGGAGUUUAUGAAGUCGUACGAAUCCAAGAAUAUUGCAUACAGUGACCAAGGAAAACAAUUAUUUGAAGCCGCAAUAAGUUUGUGGACGAAAUCAGUGCCGUUGAUAUGGGUGUCACUCAUAGAUCCAUUUUUGAUGGUUUUAUUACCCAAACCGUUUUUGAAUGCAGUGGGAGGACAGGAGCCAGCACAAGAGCUGGUCAUGACAGUGAGUGCAGGAUUGGCAGUGCGAUCGUGGUGGAUAAGGUGGUUGAAAUUGUCAAGGGGAGCAGCUCUUCAUCGAACACCACGCAAGACACAAGGAGGAGUUUAUUUCCCAGCGAACGGUGUGUUCAAGGACAGCACAUACACUAAAAACGGCUACACGAUUGCACAAUUGACGAAUAAAUUGCUUGGAUGA
This is a messenger RNA of Batrachochytrium dendrobatidis JAM81, 789 nucleotides long. RefSeq lists its product as uncharacterized. Bases 1 to 789 code for a protein of 262 amino acids. Lineage: Eukaryota; Fungi; Chytridiomycota; Chytridiomycetes; Rhizophydiales. Gene Ontology annotation, molecular function: oxidoreductase activity. The transcript has 3 exons. The record is from RefSeq and is a predicted model, not a curated record.